AUGGUUGCUCUAGGAGCCAGUCUCAAGCAGAAAUGGGAUGCUAUGAGAGUAAAAUGGAGUGAAAUGAAGAUAUGGGAUAGAAUAAAAGUAAAAUGGGAUGAAAUGAAAAUAAAAUGUCAUAUAUUGUGGAUUAAAUUCUUAUUCGAUUGGUCAUUUGGUUAUUCAGCAGUAAUUGCUUACAAUUUAUUAAUCUCAUUGGUACCUAUGAUCGCAGCCUUAUUUGGUAUUUUAAUUUUAAUUAUAGGCUCUAAUAAUAAUUUGGAAGCAACUAUAAAAAAACGUAUUGUUACCUCAUUUUCAAAUGAAACACGUGAAGGUGUAGGAAAUUUAGUCGAUAUGGCAUUUAAUCAGGUAUCUCAAGAUGUGAGUAUUGUUUUAGUGAUAAGUAUUAUACUUGCUCUUAUUAUUGGAUCAAGAUUAUUUGUGGCCAUUGAUGAUUGUCUAACUAUUGUUUAUCGGACUAAAGAACGAUCAAUUUUAAGACAAAAUAUUCUAGCUAUAAAAACGUUACUUUUAUUUAUUAUACUAAUAUUUCUUAUGGUUAUUGCCUCAUAUGCACCAACAAUAUUAUUCAGUAUUAUUCCCGGUCAAACUGGUCAUGUUCUUUCAUAUAUAGCAGCAUUUAUCGUCAGUUUUUGUCUAUCCUUUGUUCUAUUCGAAUUUAUAUAUCAAACGAUACCUAAUAAAAAAAUGUUAUUCAAAGAAACAUGGUGUGGUGCUCUUAUAGCUGGUUUUUUAUUAGAAUUAUUUAUAAUUUUAUUUUCACUCUAUACUAAAACAUCGACAUCCAGCUAUAUUGGACAAAUUGGUUUUAUUGUGAUUUUACUACUUUUCUUUUACUAUUUUGGUCUGACACUGCAUAUAGGUGCUCAAAUUAAUUCACUCUUUUAUGAACAACAACAAUCAUUUCCAUAUACAUUUGGAACGUUUGUUCAACACGCCAACAACAAUUAUAUUGAGAAGGAAGGACAGAAACUGUUAUCGAGAACGAAUGGAGAUACAUCGCAUAACAAUGGUACAUCAUAA
Molecule: messenger RNA, 1026 nt
Organism: Didymodactylos carnosus
Lineage: Eukaryota; Metazoa; Rotifera; Eurotatoria; Philodinida; Philodinidae
Source: the annotation of a GenBank genome assembly